This is a messenger RNA of Trichoderma aggressivum f. europaeum, 729 nucleotides long. RefSeq lists its product as uncharacterized. NCBI's taxonomy places the organism in Eukaryota, Fungi, Ascomycota, Sordariomycetes, Hypocreales, Hypocreaceae. Bases 1 to 729 code for a protein of 242 amino acids. The transcript is spliced from 2 exons. The record is from RefSeq and is a predicted model, not a curated record.
AUGCCUAGAGCCAAGCAGGAACCCGACAACUCGGCCAAGUCCAGUGCUGCAGCCGUCCGCAUCCGAGAAAACCAGCGUCGGUCGCGGGCCCGUCGGAAAGAAUACGUCGAGGGCAUGCAGAGGAGGCUGCAGGACUUUGAGACCAAAGGCGUUGCCGCAACGCUCGAGAUGCAGCAGGCGGCUCGCGAGGUGGCCAUUGAGAACUCGCGGCUGCGGCUGCUGCUCGCCCACAACGGCGUGACUGUCGAUGCCGUGGAGAGCUUCUUGGUGUCCUUCAAGGGCCAGGACGCCAGCGAGGCCGAGCACUGCGCGGCCAAGAUCGCCACGGCCGAGUCCAUUGCUGCCCUGGGACGCUCGUCGACCGUGGCCACGCUGUUCCCGGAGCACGCCCAUGUCGACAAGCUGGCGGUUCUGGCCAGUGCCAGCAUGCAGCAGAGCGCCUCGGGGUCUGGCCACGACUCGGACGGCACAAUCACCUCGGACGACUCUACGGGGCCUGUGACGCCGAGCUCGAGCAACCUCAACGCACCUUCGCCUAGGGAUGUCGACUUUGAUGCCGCGCCGCAGACCAUGUCCUGUGACGCUGCGGCUCACAUCAUUGCCCAGAUGCAAGGCUGUGGGUUUCGAGAACCUUCCAAGGGUUCCUUAGAGAACAACGGCCAGAGCGAUUACCUGAUUCAAAACUCUGCGUUUCUAAAGAUCCUCGAGGCUGCGUCCAUCUUCAACUAG